Oryza sativa Japonica Group (Japanese rice) is the source of this 1545-nucleotide messenger RNA. RefSeq names its product acetylserotonin O-methyltransferase 3-like. Lineage: Eukaryota; Viridiplantae; Streptophyta; Magnoliopsida; Poales; Poaceae. The record is from RefSeq and is a predicted model, not a curated record. Gene Ontology annotation, biological process: methylation. Gene Ontology annotation, molecular function: O-methyltransferase activity; protein dimerization activity; S-adenosylmethionine-dependent methyltransferase activity.
AUGCAUGAACACACAACACAACAUAGCUACGAGAUGAGCACCGAGGAGUUGCUCCAGGGCCACCUCCAGCUCUACCACCACUUCUUCUCCUACAUCAAGUCCAUGGCGCUCAAGUGCGCCGCCGAGCUCGGCAUCCCCGCCGCCAUCCACCGCCGCGGCGGCGCCGCCACGCUCCGGGACAUCGUCGCCGACGUCGCGCUCCGCCAGGCUAAGGUCCCGCACCUUCGGCGCCUCAUGCGCGUGCUCACCGUCUCCGGCAUCUUCGCCAUGAAGCAGCAGCAGCCGGCCUCCUCCGGCGAGGCCGUGUACACGCUCACCCCGGCGUCCCGCCUCCUCGUCGCCGGCGCCGGCGGCGGGCACGACAUGUCUCCCAUGCUAAGGUUUCUCGUGCACCCCACGGCUCUCACCCCGUUCUUCAGCCUGCACGCGUGGUUCAGGGUCGACGACGAGGAGGAAGAGGAGGAGCCUGUCGCCGCCGGCGGCGGCGCGGCGAUGUCGCUGUUCGAGAUGGCGCACGGCUUCCCCAGGUGGGAGAUGACCGGAAGGGACGCCGCGUACGGCGCCGUCCUGAACGACGCCAUGGCCGCGGACAGCCGCUUCGUCAUGGAGGUCGUGUUCAGGGAGGGCGGCGGCGACGUGUUCCGCGGGAUUGGCUCCCUCGUCGACGUCGGCGGCGGCCAUGGCGCGGCCGCGGCGGCCGUCGCCGCGGCGUUCCCCCAUGUCAAGUGCAGCGUGCUGGACCUCCCGCAAGUGGUCAGGAAGGCGCCACCGGACGCCGGCGACGUGCGGUUCGUCGCCGGCGACAUGUUUGAGUACGUCCCGCCGGCAGAUGCCGUACUACUCAAGUAUGUCUUGCAUUGUUUUGGUGAUGAUGAUUGUGUCAAGAUACUUAGACGGUGCAAGGAAGCAAUACCUGCGAGAGAUGCUGGAGGAAAGGUGAUAAUCAUAAAUAUGGUGAUUGGAUCAGGCUCACAGAGGGACAUCUUCAAAGAGACGCAAGUAUUGUUUGAUCUCUACAUGAUGUACAUAGAUGGGGUUGAGAGAGAGGAAAAAGAAUGGGAAAAUAUAUUUUCCAAAGCUGGAUUUAGUGCCUACAAAAUCAUGCCAAUAUUAGGUUUUCUAUCAAUAAUUGAGGUGUACCCUUGAAUACGUAUUGGAGUUCAGACCUGAUCUUCAGUUUUCGUUUGGUACGUGAACCUAAAGUUUUCUUUAGAUAAUGACUUGAAUUUAUGGUGUGAUUUGUAACUUAGUAGACAUACAUAAGUCUUCCCAUUCAAGAUGCUACCGCGAGUACCAAAGUCUUGUGUUGUGCUUCUAAAACAACGUGCCCGCAUGAUGGAAAAUAAAGAGAUUUUAGUUUGGAAGUUGAUAUUUCUUGACUACAUGGAGUUGAAGCAACCUAUAUUGUUGGUUUUCUUUGCAAGUUAUUUAUUUUUAUAAUUCGAAUUGAAUUCUAUUGUAGAUCUAAUUUCCCAUUAUAUUCAUACUUCCAUGUCAUGUAAAAUGAAUAGGAGGUGAACUUUUACUCGUACAGUAGAUCGAGUU